GAGAAACGAACGUUUCCAAAACAGUCGUCGGGCUCGGCGUAGUGACGUCACUACGCGUCUUGCCCAAUCGCGACGCACGCUGGUCGGGGCAUUGUGAAGCAGGAGUUGGGAGCGUUAGCAGAGCAGGCUAAAGUGAAGGAGGAAGAAAGCGAACUAAUCGUCAGACUAGUGCAAGUGGCGCCGGCUCGAACAAUGAUAAUAAUUUGAAAACGUAACGCCCAUGGCAAAAUAAGCGAGUGUCAACCCGGCGGUUGGCGGACGGCGACUUGACUCCCGGGCGGACUCGGGCAACAAUGUUUCCAGGCUGCUAACGUGCGAGGCGGCGCUUGUCAGAUGCCAGAGGAGCGCAGCGUUUUGGGGAUACUCCGUCGCUUGUCCCGUUUCCAAGCGGAAACCAUUUGCGGACAAAUAGUUGGAGGGGGGCGGCGGCGGUGCGGGGGGUGCGGGUGGGGUGGGGGGGACUGAGCUACAGCUAGCUGGCUAGCCGAAGCCAAUCACCCCGGAGACUUUUUUUUUUUUUUUUUUAUUAAUUGGACGCUGUCACCCGGCAAAACCCCAACCGCGAAUGUUUUGUCUGUCAUGAGUCCGGCCGGGUGCUCCCAUGUGAACGGUUAUAAGGUGGACAAUUGGAAGCAAAACCUCCGCGUCAUAUACCAGUGCUUUGUUUGGAGUAGCACCGCUGAAACCAGGAGACGAAAGGUGCUUCAGGGUGAUGCGGGAUGGACGGAGCUGGCCAAGUCUUGCAUUUGUCACAUGUGUGGCGCCCACCUGAACAGACUCCACUCUUGCCUCUACUGCGUUUUUUUCGGCUGCUUCACGAAGAAACACAUCCACGAGCACGCCAAAAACAAGAGGCACAAUCUAGCUAUAGACUUAUUAUACGGCGGAAUAUAUUGUUUUGUGUGUCAAGACUACAUAUACGACAAAGAUAUGGAGCAGAUUGCCAAAGAGGAGCAGAGGAAAGCCUGGAAAUUACAAGGCAUAGGCGAGAAAUACACAACGUGGGAGCCCACCAAGCGAGAGCUGGAGUUAUUACGACACAAUCCAAAGCGGAGGAGAAUCACUACCAACUGCACCAUAGGUUUACGAGGGUUAAUAAAUCUGGGCAACACGUGUUUCAUGAACUGCAUCGUGCAGGCCCUCACGCACACGCCGCUGCUGCGCGACUUCUUCCUCUCCGACAGGCACAAGUGUGAGAUGCAAUCCAACUCCUGUCUGGUGUGCGAGAUGUCGCAGCUCUUUCAGGAGUUCUACUCGGGCCACCGUUCGCCUCACAUUCCCUUCCGGCUGCUGCACCUGGUGUGGACGCACGCGCGCCACCUCGCCGGCUACGAGCAGCAGGACGCCCACGAGUUCCUCAUCGCCGCGCUGGACGUCCUUCACCGGCACUGCAAAGGGGACACCAUCAGAGACGACAAUGGGAAGAAAGCCAACAAUCCGAACCACUGUAACUGCAUCAUCGACCAAAUCUUCACCGGAGGGCUCCAGUCAGACGUUACCUGUCAGGUUUGCCAUGGGGUUUCCACGACGAUAGAUCCCUUCUGGGACAUCAGUUUGGACCUGCCCGGCUCGUCGACGCCGUUCUGGCCCCUCAGUCCCGGAGGUGACGGCGGCGUUGUAAAUGGGGAAAGCCACCUGUCGGGCUCCACGACGCUCACGGACUGCCUGCGCAGGUUUACACGGCCCGAACACCUCGGAAGCGGUGCCAAAAUCAAGUGUGGCGGUUGCCAUAGUUACCAGGAGUCCACCAAACAGCUGACGAUGAAGAAGCUGCCCAUUGUAGCGUGUUUCCAUCUCAAACGGUUCGAGCACUCUGCCAAACUGCGGCGGAAGAUCACCACGUACGUUUCCUUUCCUCUCGAGCUGGACAUGACGCCCUUCAUGGCAUCCAGCAAAGAGAGCAGAAUGAACGGGCAGUACCAACAAACGGUGGACGUCUUAAACAAUGAUAAUAAGUAUUCCUUGUUCGCGGUGGUCAACCACCAAGGCACGUUAGAGAGCGGACACUACACCAGCUUCAUCCGACAGCACAAGGAUCAGUGGUUCAAAUGUGACGACGCCAUCAUCACCAAGGCCAGCAUUAAGGAUGUACUUGAUAGCGAAGGAGCCAAGAAACGCUUGCCCGCCGGGCCUGUUGCUAAGGCCAGCAUUACCAUGGAAACCCUUUGGACCGUCGGCGCGCUCCCUCAUCAAUUUUACCGUCUACGAUGUUUUCAAAUCUGCUUGCCGGCAGGGACUGUUUUUGUUGUUGUUGUGUUUUUUGUUGUUGUUGUUUUUAUUUUAGCACUCAUGGACACAUUCUCUUUGUUUACCAAUUGUUUUAUUUUUGAAAAAUAAUUUUUCAUAUGUCCUUCGCUGUUCCUGUUACUGGAAAAAAAAUGUUUCUGGACGUACGUGCUACUUUCAUUCUUGUGGAAUUGUUGGUAUAUGAUGAUGGUGCUGAUUAAAAGGACGCUCACCUUUUUUUUUUUUGCUGUGGAUGGACCAAAACAUGGCCUGUAUCAGCCACACGACCACGCCGGUGUCUUCUAUAAGAACAACUCUUUAGUGGAAUCUCCUCGUGGUCGAUGCACGCUGUGGCUCUGCACUGGACCGCAGCUCUCAGCCCGAUGGGGCGAUAACUUCUCCGCAGCAACGUCGCGUUUGCCCUCGCGUGUCGCACUGCGGCGCAAUAAACACGACACUCUACAUUAAAGCGUGUGCGCGAGGAUGUAAUUUCAGGUCUGCUGUGAUGGAUUGUGCCCCUAUAGGAACAUUCCAGAGAAGGCCCGAAGCAAUUAUUACAAUGUAAUGUGCAUUCAAAAUAUGACUACCAGGGGUUAUAGUGACACUCACUGGACAUAUUAAGGAACACAAGGGGUGAUGUUAAUGUGAUUUUGCACAGAAUACUGUAACAAAUUACAAUAAUGUGACUUUUGCUGUGUCCAUUUCAUUUCACAACAAAAACAGCUUGUUUUUAAAAAAAAAUAUAUAGGUAAUGCAUUUUCCUCCAUCAUACAUACAUCUGUAGAGACACGGUACCAUGAUAGUUUUCCCCCCUUUCGAAUGUGUCUUUUGUUGUUGCCGUUUCCCGCACUGUCAAAACAAAGCAAAUCUUAAUAUCAGACAAAGACAAAGCAAAUUAAAAAAAAAAUGCAGUUUUUAAAUUGUGAUCUUACUAAUUAAGGGGGGGAAAAAACGUCCAAUCUACCUG
Molecule: messenger RNA, 3193 nt
Organism: Syngnathoides biaculeatus (alligator pipefish)
Lineage: Eukaryota; Metazoa; Chordata; Actinopteri; Syngnathiformes; Syngnathidae
Product: ubiquitin carboxyl-terminal hydrolase 22
Exons: 14
Coding region: 580-2337 (585 amino acids)
Biological process (GO): protein deubiquitination
Molecular function (GO): cysteine-type deubiquitinase activity; zinc ion binding
Source: RefSeq, a predicted model, not a curated record